Hemiscyllium ocellatum (epaulette shark) is the source of this 3024-nucleotide messenger RNA. It is a transcript of the gene carhsp1, whose product is annotated as calcium regulated heat stable protein 1. The coding region runs from base 162 to 626 and encodes 154 amino acids. The transcript is spliced from 4 exons. Gene Ontology annotation, cellular component: cytoplasm. The record is from RefSeq and is a predicted model, not a curated record. Gene Ontology annotation, molecular function: mRNA 3'-UTR binding. Gene Ontology annotation, biological process: regulation of mRNA stability. Lineage: Eukaryota; Metazoa; Chordata; Chondrichthyes; Orectolobiformes; Hemiscylliidae.
CAGGAACAGAGACAGACUGUGUGUGAGAGAGAGAGAGACUGCGCAGAAGCUGCAGCAAUAACUUGUCCUCAUUCACUCUUUCAUUCAACGGCUUCGGUCUCUAUGUCUGUGCAGCUUCAGUUUCCAAACAUUUAAGACCUGCGAUCCCUGGUCCUUCGGAAAUGGCCUCUGAAUCGACAUCACCACAGUCUGCUGCACCUUCCCAGUCAGCCCCAUUAUCACCGUCGUCUGCAGUUCUUCACUCUCCCGAAGAUGCUAAGAUGAGGGAGCGUUCUCCUUCGCCAAUGAGGGGGUUCCUUAUCCCCAGCCCUUUACCAACCAGGAGGUCCCGGACUAAAUCUGCAACCGCUCGAGCAGCAGAAGGACCAGUCUUCAAAGGAACUUGUAAGUGCUUUUCGCGUUCGAAAGGUCAUGGAUUUAUCACCCCUGUGGACGGAGGACCAGAUAUCUUUGUUCACAUCUCUGAUAUCGAAGGAGAAUAUGUCCCAAUGGAGGGGGAUGAGGUCUCUUACAAGCUGUGUUCCAUUCCUCCCAAAAAUGAGAAGGUACAGGCUGUCGAAGUGGUCAUCACCCACCAAGCACCAGGAACAAAGCAUGAAACAUGGUCUGGACAUGUCAACUUAUAAGAAUGGUCAACUAUCCUAACCUACUAUCCAGCACGGAGGUUUAAGUAUGAGCAAAUAUCAGAGUUAAGUGUUUGAGCAGUAGGCAUUCUAUCUGUAUAUUUGAAAGAUUAAAAGCAUCUUUUACAAGGUGUGGUGUUUUAAACAUAUAAAAGUUAUUCAUUAAACAACAAUUGGUUAUUAAGUUUCAACAUCACUCACACCUUCCAAAAUUUCCACUGCAGUUUCUGAGCUGGUGAAUGUACAUAUAGAACUUUGUAUCAGGGAAUCAUGAUUUGUCCCCUCUCUAAAGAAUGUGUGCAGAGAAUAGUUGUCAUUCAGAAACAAGCACAUUGGAAGCUGCAUUUUCUUAUGAAGCAGCUGUGAGUUGGAAAUGUACUUCAAACUGCAUUGCCCUACACACUUAUUUAGUUAGCCUUAAUUCCAUUUGAAUCUUUUACACAGUCAAUCAUGCGUGUAAUUUAUUGAUUUAAUCAUUUAAAAAUGUAUUUACCCUCUAACAUUUUCAUCUUAGCUCUGCUCUCGUCUGCAUGAUCCAUUGCUCAAGGUUCAUCGUGUGAGCAGGUGAUCGGCCUGUGCCAUAACCCUCUCCAAACUAGCCAGCAGGAGAUGAAAGAGCACUACGGUUUCCCCUCUUUCAAUUCAAUCUUUAUGUGAACUCAAUGGAGUAUGUGAUCAUGCUUUAUCACUCAGUAUUGUCAAUGUUCUAUAAUGUACAUUAGUUAAAAGGUUUAUGAUAUUUCAAUACAUAGAAAGCUUUGACAGUUGUACCCAUAUUAACUCAACACUGCUAAUUUCUGGAUGGCUGGGAUCUAACCACUCAGCACAUAAUGUUUUUAAUCAGUACAGUUUUAAAGAAAACAGAUAUUCUUACUAUAACUUUAUGGUGUAUUGCCUGAUUGGGAAUACAGGUGUGAAUAAGGUGGCUGUUCACUGCUGUGAAACUUGCAUAUACCAACUGAGAUUAUUAGUAUAAAUACACAUAGAUAUCUGGAAGGUAUUUCUCUUUAAAGAAAAUAUGGCAUACCCAUCACAUUCUUAUGAGUUUUAAUUUUUGGUCAACCAUUUAGAAUAUUGCAGUAAUUAGUUACUGGGCAACCUUUUUAAAGAAAAAACAGUUGUCCUUAUAAGUGAUAUGGCAAAAAUAGCUUGACAAUUUUUUUUUUGCCUGUGCCUUUUCACAAGACAACAUAAGCUCUUGCAAAUCUGUGAUUAAAAUUGAAUUUUUCAGUGCUGUAAUUGUCUUGCACACUUUUAAAUCUGACAACUUUCAUCAAGAUAAUCAAUCAAGCAAACCAAGCUAUGUUCAAUGUUGUGAUUCUCAAAUGGAUAAUGAAUGUGUGGUGGAAUUAUGGUGAGUGACAGUCUGAGAUAGAAAAUAUUAUUUCCACUUGAUGUUCAUAUCCAUUUAAUUAAAAAUGGAGGUUGAUUACUUGUAUUUAUCCUGCGAGUGAGGCAUUCCUUGUCAAAUUUGCCUUUGUUUCUUAUUCUAAGUUACCAAAAGCUUAACAGUAUAAUGAAGAAAUGAAUUUACAUUUAAAAUUAAUAGAUGUUUGGUUUGCAGUGUAAGAAAAGCUUUUAAGGAUUUGUGCACAAAUGUUACUGUCAUGUUGUGGAACCUAUUUGGAAACAAAAUUACCAUUUUUUCUGGUUAAACAUUACAAUUUUGUGUGUAACUGUUAGUGUCUACCAGAAGAUCAGGUUAAAAAUCUAUUUCAAUAAAUUCUUCUUGAUUUUAAUUCUCUGCUAUAUUAAGAGUCGAGGGUUCUAGUCAACUGAUUUCGGUUUAAGAGAGUGAUUUUUUUUCCACAAGUCUCCCCCUCAGUUCCCUUUCUUUUAAACUGCUCUAAGUCAAUAUUAAAUGUAGAAAACUCUCAAUUCAUGAGUAGAAUGCAAUGAAAAACUUGCUCUGUGUAUUGAUUUAAAACCCAAAUAAUUGCUGUUACUAGAAAAGGUCUGGAUCCUAGAUGCCUCCUGUAUUUUCAUUGGAAAAUACCAGUGAAGGCAGAAUUGAUUGCACUGCCUGUAAAAGGCAUUUGAUGUAAAAGAGACUAAUUAUGUUGCUGUGUCUUCUUCAAACACCUUGCUUUUUGUGAAGAAUGUUUUAAUUUGGUUAUUCUUCAGUGCCUUAGUCUCUGAUUAACACUAUUUGGACAAAAUAGAAGCAGAAUCCAUUUUACCCCCAUGGCAAAAUCAGUCAUCAGUUUAUAUUUAUAGGUAUGAAUAUUGUAUUGAUGUAUUGUGCAUUGUACUUCAGCUGCAAUCCAUUACAUUUGAACUAUAAAAUUAGAAUUGGAGUUAACUUUGAGAAUCAACGUGCCUUUUGAUAGUUACGUGUAAACUGCUAUCCAUGUAUUUCUGAUUAUUUGGGGCAAAUAAAAGUAUAAAAUGUUUGAAUAAA